AGAUAAGAUUUAUUUGAGUCACAUUUCGACAUCCACAAAUAACCCAUAUUUUAUUUUUUUUAUUUUGUGACUGUUUCAUUUUUCAUUCGAAAACGAGAACUAAGUAUUAUAGAGGGGUGACACCCUAGUAACCCGUCGCGGAUGUCACCCGGUCACGCUACGCCACUGUUUGGAAGGAGAGAUUCCGCCAUUUGCUUAGAAAUUUCAGAAGAGUCUAGAAAAGCCAGGUUCGUGCGUAAAACAAUAAGCAGUCUCAAAAAAUCGAUCGAAGCAGAAGCAACACUACAGAACAAAAUGCCGGCUGUGGACGGAGCAAUACAACAGUUGAAUGCGGUAACGGAUGGACCGAUUGGACCUAUUCCGAUUUUGGUCGAUCCUCGGCCGGAAUUGGUCAACUGUACACUCGGAAUGAUACUGCCAGAAAAGAUCAGAAAGGAACUAGAGGAACGUCGCGAAAAAGAGUAUUCAAGUGACGACUUGCGUUUUGCCAAGCAGAAGCCUAACGUGUAAAACAAACAAUAACGGGCUAAAAUAUAACUGAGAGCAACCCCAA
Messenger RNA from Toxorhynchites rutilus septentrionalis, 553 nucleotides. RefSeq lists its product as uncharacterized. Bases 142 to 510 code for a protein of 122 amino acids. NCBI's taxonomy places the organism in Eukaryota, Metazoa, Arthropoda, Insecta, Diptera, Culicidae. The transcript is spliced from 3 exons. The record is from RefSeq and is a predicted model, not a curated record.